AUGGCUCGGAGCCAACACCUCUCCCUCCAGGGACUCUGUGUCCUCCUCCUCAGCACCGUGGUGGGUGGUCAAGAUCUGGAGCUGAGGCUGAAGGAUGGAGCCCACCGCUGUGAGGGGAGAGUGGAAGUGAAGCACCAUGGAGAAUGGGGCACAGUGCCUGAUCAGAACUGGGGGGUGAAGGAUGCAUCUGUAGUGUGCAGACAGCUGGAGUGUGGAACUGCGAUUGGUUUUCCUGGAAGGGCUUAUUUUGGGCCAGGACUUGGCCCCAUUUGGCUUUUGUAUACCUCUUGUCAAGGCACAGAGUCAACUGUCAGUGACUGUAGGCAUUCUAAUAUUGAAGACUAUCGUAAUAAUAGCUAUUCCCAUGACCAGGAUGCUGGAGUAGUCUGCUCAGGAUUUGCACGUCUGGCUGGAGGGGAUGGACCCUGCUCAGGGCAAGUAGAAGUGCAUUCUGGAGAAGCCUGGAUCCCAGUGUCUGAUGGGAAUUUCACACUCCCCACUGCCCAGGUCAUCUGUGCAGAGCUGGGGUGUGGCAAGGCUGAGUCUGUCCUGGGACACGUGCCCUUCAGAGAGUCCGAUGGCCGGGUCUGGGCUGAAGAGUUCAGGUGUGAGGGGCAGGAGCCUGAGCUCCGGGUCUGCCCCAGAGUGCCCUGUCCAGGGGGCACGUGUAACCACAGUGGAGCUGCUCAGGUUGUCUGUUCAGCAUACCCAGAAGUCCGGCUCAUGACAAACAGCUCCUCUCAGUGUGAGGGGCAGGUGGAGAUGAACAUUUCUGGACGAUGGAGAGCGCUCUGUGCCUCCCUCUGGAGUCUGGCCAAUGCCAAUGUUGUCUGUCGUCAGCUUGGCUGUGGAGUUGCCGUCUCUACUCCCAGAGGACCACACUUGGUGGAAGAAGGGGAUCAGAUCUCAACAGUCCGAUUUCACUGCUCGGGGGUGGAGUCCUUCCUGUGGAGUUGUCCUGUGACUGUCCUGGGUGGGCCUGACUGUUCCCAUGGCAACACAGCCUCUGUGAUCUGCUCAGGAAACCAGACCCAGGUGCUGCCCCAGUGCAACAACUCCCUGUCUGAACCAGCAGGCUCUGCGGCCUCAGAGGAGAGCGCCCCCUACUGCUCAGACAGCAGACAGCUCCGCCUGGUGGACGGGGGCGGUCCCUGCGCCGGGAGAGUGGAGAUCCUUGACCAGGGCUCCUGGGGCACCAUCUGUGAUGACGGCUGGGACCUGGACGAUGCCCGCGUGGUGUGCAGGCAGCUAGGCUGUGGAGAAGCCCUCAAUGCCACGGGGUUUGCUCACUUUGGGGCGGGAUCAGGAUCCAUCUGGCUGGACGACCUGAACUGCAAAGGAAAUGAGUCCCACGUGUGGAGGUGCCCUUCCCGGGGCUGGGGGCGGCACGACUGCAGACACAAGCAGGACGCGGGGGUCAUCUGCUCAGAGUUCCUGGCCCUCAGGAUGGUGAGUGAGGACCAGCAGUGUGCUGGGUGGCUGGAAGUUUUCUACAACGGGACCUGGGGCAGUGUCUGCCGCAGCCCCAUGGACGACAUCACUGUGUCCGUGAUCUGCAGACAGCUUGGCUGUGGGGACAGUGGAACCCUCAACUCUUCUCUUGCUCUUAGAGAAGGUUCUAGACCCCAGUGGGUGGAUGGAAUCCGGUGUCGGAGAACUGACACCUCUCUCUGGCAGUGUCCUUCUGACCCUUGGAAUUACACUUCAUGUUCUCCAGAGGAGGAAGCCUACAUCUCGUGUGCAGACAGCAGACAGCUCCGCCUGGUGGACGGGGGCGGUCCCUGCGCCGGGAGAGUGGAGAUCCUUGACCAGGGCUCCUGGGGCACCAUCUGUGAUGACAACUGGGACCUGGACGAUGCCCGCGUGGUGUGCAAGCAGCUGAGCUGUGGAGAAGCCCUGGAUGCCACUAUCUCUUCUUACUUCGGGGCGGGAUCAGGGCCCAUCUGGCUGGAUGAAGUGAACUGCAGAGGAGAGGAGUCCCAAGUGUGGAGUUGCCCUUCCUGGGGAUGGCGGCAACACAACUGCGAUCAUCAAGAAGAUGCAGGAGUCAUCUGCUCAGGAUUUGUGCGUCUGGCUGGAGGGGAUGGACCCUGCUCAGGGCGAGUAGAAGUGUAUUCUGGAGAAGCCUGGACCCCAGUGUCUGAUGGGAACUUCACACUCCCCACUGCCCAGGUCAUCUGUGCAGAGCUGGGGUGUGGCAAGGCUGUGUCUGUCCUGGGACAUGAGCUCUUCAGAGAGUCCGAUGACUGGGUCCAGGCUGAAGAAUUCAGGUGUGAAGGGGAGGAGCCUGAGCUCCGGGUCUGCCCCAGAGUGCCCUGUCCAGGGGGCACGUGUAACCACAGUGGAGCUGCUCAGGUUGUCUGUUCAGUGUACACAGAUGUCCGGCUUAUGAAAAAUGGCAUCUCUCAGUGUGAGGGGCGGGUGGAGAUGAAUAUUUCUGGACAAUGGAGAGCUCUCUGUGCCUCCCACUGGAGUCUGGCCAAUGAAGUUGUCUGUCGUCAGCUCGGCUGUGGAGUUUCCAUCUCCACCCCAAACGGAGCAGAAGGAAGUGAUCAGCUCUGGAAAGCCCAAUUUCACUGCUCAGGGACUGAGUCCUUCCUGUGGCAAUGCCCUGUGACUGCCCUGGGUGUUCCUGACUGUUCCCAUGGCAACAUGGCCUCUGUGAUCUGCUCAGGAAACCAGACCCAGGUGCUGCCCCAGUGCAAUGACUCCGUGUCUGAACAAGCAGGCUCUGCAGCCUCAGAGAAGAGCGUCCCCUACUGCUCAGACAGCAGACAACUCCGCCUGGUGGACGGGGGCGGUCCCUGCGCCGGGAGAGUGGAGAUCCUUGACCAGGGCUCCUGGGGCACCAUCUGUGAUGACGGCUGGGACCUGGACGAUGCCCGCGUGGUGUGCAGGCAGCUGGGCUGUGGAGAAGCCCUCAAUGCCACGGGGUCUGCUCACUUUGGGGCAGGGUCAGGGCCCAUCUGGCUGGACGACCUGAACUGCACGGGAAAGGAGUCCCACGUGUGGAAGUGCCCUUCCCGGGGCUGGGGGCGGCACGACUGCAGACACAAGGAGGACGCGGGGGUCAUCUGCUCAGAGUUCCUGGCCCUCAGGAUGGUGAGCGAGGACCAGGAGUGUGCUGGGUGGCUGGAAGUUUUCUACAACGGCACCUGGGGCAGUGUCUGCCGCAGCCCCAUGGAUGAUGUCACCGUGUCCAUCAUCUGCAGUCAGCUUGGCUGUGGGGACAGUGGAAGUCUCAACACUUCUGUUGGUCUCAGGGAAGGUUCUAGACCCCAGUGGGUAGAUUUAAUCCAAUGUCGGAGAACUGACACCUCUCUCUGGCAGUGUCCUUCUGACCCAUGGAAAUACAGUUCAUGCUCUCCAAAGGAGGAAGCCUACAUCUCAUGUGCAGAAAGAAGAGCCAAGAGCUGUCCAGCUGCUGCCCCCUGCACAGACAGAGAGAAGCUCCGGCUCAGGGGAGGAGACAGCGAGUGCUCAGGGCGGGUGGAGGUCUGGCACGGCGGCUCCUGGGGCACCGUGUGUGAUGACUCCUGGAGCCUGGCAGGGGCCGAGGUGGUGUGUCAGCAGCUGGGCUGUGGCCAGGCCCUGGAAGCCGUGCGGGCCGCGGCGUUUGGCCCUGGAAGCGGGAGCAUCUGGCUGGACGAGGUGCUGGACCGGGAGUCCUCCCUGUGGGACUGUGCUGUGGAUCCCUGGGGGCAGAGUGACUGCAAGCAUGAGGAGGAUGCUGGUGUGAGGUGCUCUGGUGUAAGGAAAACAGUGCCCCCGACUGCAGCAGGGUCCAGACCAGUUUCAAGUCCUCUCCCUGGCUUCUUCUCCCUGGCUGGGGUCCUCUGCCUCAUCCUGGGGGCCCUUCUCUUCCUGGUCCUCAUCAUCCUGGUGACUCAGGUGCUCAGAUGGAGAGCAGAGCGCAGAGCCUUAUCCAGCUAUGAAGAUGCUCUUGCUGAAGCCGUGUAUGAGGAGCUCGAUCACCUUGUGACUCAGAAGGAGGGUCUUCUGGGCAGCCCAGGCUUCCUGUCAGAUGGUGAGGACAACAAUGACUCCAGAUCCGCUACAGCCCCAGAUCAGAAGACCUAUGCCCUUGGUGAGGAUUAUGAUGAUGCUGAAGAGGUACCGGUACCUGGGGCUCCUCCUGCCUCUCAGGGGAGUGAGGAGGAAGUGCUCCCAAAGAACAAAGAUGGGAUGACGUCUCAGACAGGCUCUUCUCUAAAUGUCUCUAGAGAGGAAGCUGAUCCUGGGGAAGGAGAAGAGAGCCCCUGGCUGCUCCAGGGGGAGACUGGGGACCCUGGGUACGAUGAUGCUGAACUAAGUGACCUGGGAACAUUCACAUUGAUGGAUGGCAAAUUGGUGCUCACCCACACCCUGCAUCCACAUGGGACAAGAGGGCAAGAAAGUGGAGACUUAGGCAGAGGGGAUCCAGAAGAAGGGAUAGAUGGGAAAGUCAGGACCACGGAAGCAGGAGGUCAAAGGACCGUGUUGCUCAUAAAAGGAGAUGUAGAAGAUGCAGAAGCUCAUUGGUGUCUGAGCUUCAGAAAGUGGCAGAUGCAGCCUCCGAUAGUGCCUGAAAUGGUAAAAGGACGUGAAGUCAGGAUGGCUCUGAGCCGACACCUCUCCCUCCAGGGACUCUGUGUCCUCCUCCUCAGCACUGUGGUGGGUGGUCAAGCUGUGAAUCUGAGGCUGAUGAAUGGAGGUCACCGCUGUGAGGGGAGAGUGGAAGUGAAACAACAAGGAAAAUGGGGCACGGUGCAUGAUUACAAGUGGAGCUUAGAAGAGGCAGCUGUCGUGUGCAGACAGCUGGGGUGUGGAGCUGCUAUUGAUGCUCCCCAAAGAUCUUAUUUUGGACCAGCAGCUGGCCCCAUUUGGUUUUCUUAUAUUUCCUGCAGAGGGACAGAGUCAGCUCUGAGGCAGUGUAGGUAUCCUAAAGUGAAAGACUAUCGUCCUCAGGGUUAUUCCCAUGACUAUGAUGCUGGAGCAGUCUGCUCAGGAUUUAUGCGUCUGACUGACGGAGAUGGACCCUGCUCAGGGCGAGUAGAAGUUCAUUCUGGAGAAGACUGGACCCCAGUGUCUGAUGGAAACUUUACAUUCCCCACCGCCCAGGUCAUCUGUGCAGAGCUGGGAUGUGGCAAGGUUGUGUCUGUCCUGGGACACGUGCCCUUCAGAGAGUCAGAUGGCCGGGUCUGGGCUGAAGAGUUCAGGUGUAAAGGGGAGGAGCCUGAGCUCUGGUUCUGCCCCAGAGUGCCCUGUCCAGGGGGCACCUGUCACCACAGUGGAGCUGUUCAGGUUGUCUGUUCAGAAGUCCGACUGAUGACAAACAGCUCCUCUCAGUGUGAGGGGCAAGUGGAGAUGAACAUUUCUGGACGAUGGAGAGCACUCUGUGCCUCCCACUGGAGUCUGGCCAAUGCCAAUGUCGUCUGUCAUCAGCUCGGCUGUGGAAUCGCCAUCUCCACCCUCAGAGGACCACACUUUGUGGAAGGAGGUGAUCAGAUCUCAACAGCCCGAUUUCACUGCUCUGGGGUGGAGUCCUUCCUGUGGAGUUGCCCUGUGACUGCCUUGGGUGGUCUUAACUGUUCCCAUGGCAACACGGCCUCUGUGAUCUGCUCAGGAAACCAGACCCAGGUGCUGCCCCAGUGCAACGACUCCCGCUCGGAAUCAGCAGGCUCUGCAGCCUCAGAGAAGAGCGCCCCCUACUGCUCAGACAGCAGACAGCUCCGCCUGGUGGACGGGGGCGGUCCCUGCGCCGGGAGAGUGGAGAUCCUUGACCAGGGCUCCUGGGGCACCAUCUGUGAUGACGGCUGGGACCUGGACGAUGCCCGCGUGGUGUGCAGGCAGCUGGGCUGUGGAGAAGCCCUCAAUGCCACGGGGUCUGCUCACUUUGGGGCAGGAUCAGGACCCAUCUGGCUGGACGACCUGAACUGCACAGGAAAUGAGUCCCACGUGUGGAGGUGCCCUUCCCGGGGCUGGGGGCAGCACGACUGCAGACACAAGCAGGACGUGGGGGUCAUCUGCUCAGAGUUCCUGGCCCUCAGGAUGGUCAGUGAGGACCAGCAGUGUGCUGGGUGGCUGGAAGUCUUCUACAACGGGACCUGGGGCAGUGUCUGCCGAAGCUCCAUGGAAGACAUCACUGUGUCUGUCAUCUGCAGUCAGCUUGGCUGUGGGGACAGUGGAAGUCUCCACUCUUCUGUUGCUCUUAGAGAAGGUUCUAGACCCCAAUGGGUAGCUGGAAUCCGGUGUCGGAACACUGAUACCUCUCUCUGGCAGUGUCCUUCUGACCCUUGGAAUUACAGUUCAUGCUCUCCAAAGGAGGAAGCCUACAUCUCAUGUGCAGGCAGCAGACAGCUCCGCCUGGUGGACGGGGGCGGUCCCUGUGCCGGGAGAGUGGAGAUCCUUGACCAGGGCUCCUGGGGCACCAUCUGUGAUGACGGCUGGGACCUGGACGAUGCUCGCGUGGUGUGCAGGCAACUGGGCUGUGGAGGAGCCCUCGAUGCCUUGCAAUCUGCUCAAUUAGGUCAGGGAUCAGGGCGCAUCUGGCUGGAUGAACUGAACUGCGGAGGAAAGGAGUCCCACGUGUGGAGGUGCCCUUCCCGGGGCUGGGGGCGGCACGACUGUGUGCAUGCAGAGGAUGCUGGGGUUGUCUGCUCAGGAUUUGUGCGUCUGGCUGGAGGGGAUGGACCCUGCUCAGGGCGAGUAGAAGUGCAUUCUGGAGAAGCCUGGACCCCAGUGUCUGAUGGAAACUUCACACUCCCCACUGCCCAGGUCAUCUGUGCAGAGCUGGGGUGCGGCAAGGCUGUGUCUGUCCUGGGACACGUGCCCUUCAGAGAGUCAGAUGGCCGGGUCUGGGCUGAAGAGUUCAGGUGUGAGGGGGAGGAGCCUGAGCUCCGGGUCUGCCCCAGAGUGCCCUGUCCAGGGGGCAGGUGUCAGCACAGUGGAGCUGCUCAGGUUGUCUGUUCAGUGUAUGCAGAAGUCCGGCUCAUGACAAACAGCUCCUCUCAGUGUGAGGGGCAGGUGGAGAUGAAUAUUUCUGGACGAUGGAGAGCGCUCUGUGCCUCCCACUGGAGUCUGGCCAAUGCCAAUGUUGUCUGUCGUCAGCUCAGCUGUGGAGUCGCCAUCACCACCCCUAGAGGACCACACUUUGUAGAAGGAGGUGAUCAAAUCUCAACAGUCCGAUUUCACUGCUCGGGGGCUGAGUCCUUCUUAGGGACAUGCCCUGUGACUGCCCUGGGUGGUCCUGACUGUUCCCAUGGCAACACAGCCUAUGUGAUCUGCUCAGGAAACCAGAUCCAGGUGCUGCCCCAUUGCAAUGACUCCCUGUCAGAAUCAGCAGGCUCUGCAGCCUCAGAGGAGAGCGCCCCCUACUGCUCAGACAGCAGACAGCUCCGCCUGGUGGACGGGGGCGGUCCCUGCGCCGGGAGAGUGGAGAUCCUUGACCAGGGCUCCUGGGGCACCAUCUGUGAUGACGGCUGGGACCUGGACGAUGCCCGCGUGGUGUGCAGGCAGCUGGGCUGUGGAGACGCCCUCAACGCCACGGGGUCUGCUCACUUCGGGGCAGGAUCAGGGCCCAUCUGGCUGGACGACCUGAACUGCACAGGAAAUGAGUCUCACGUGUGGAGGUGCCCUUCCCGGGGCUGGGGGCGGCACGACUGCAGACACAAGGAGGACGUGGGGGUCAUCUGCUCAGAGUUCCUGGCCCUCAGGAUGGUGAGCGAGGACCAGCAGUGUGCUGGGUGGCUGGAAGUUUUCUACAACGGGACCUGGGGCAGUGUCUGCCGCAGCCCCAUGGAAGACAUCACCGUGUCCAUGAUCUGCAGACAGCUUGGCUGUGGGGACAGCGGAAAUCUCAACUCUUCUGUUGCUCUUAGGGAAGGCUCUAGACCCCGCUGGGUAGAUGGAAUCCAGUGCCGGAGAGCUGAUACCUCUCUCUGGCAGUGCCCUUCUGACUCGUGGAAUUACAACUCGUGCUCUCCCAAGGAGGAAGCCUAUAUCUCGUGUGCAGGAAGAAGAGCCAAGAGCUGUCCAGCUGCUGCCCCCUGCACAGACAGAGAGAAGCUCCGGCUCAGGGGAGGAGACAGCGAGUGCUCAGGGCGGGUGGAGGUCUGGCACAGCGGCUCCUGGGGCACCGUGUGCGAUGACUCCUGGAGCCUGGCAGAGGCCGAGGUGGUGUGUCAGCAGCUGGGCUGUGGCCCGGCCCUGGAAGCCGUGCGGGCCGCGGCGUUUGGCCCUGGAAACGGGAGCAUCUGGCUGGACGAGGUGCGGUGCGGGGGCCAGGAGUCCUCCCUGUGGGACUGUGCUGCGGAGCCCUGGGGGCAGAGCGACUGCAAGCACGAGGAGGAUGCUGGUGUGAGGUGCUCUGGUGCAAGGACAUCAUUGCCCCCAAAUACAGCAGGGACCAGACCAGCCUCGAAUCCUCUCCCAGGCAUCUUCUCCCUGCCUGGGGCCCUCUGCCUCAUCCUGGGGGCCCUUCUCUUCCUGGUCCUCGUCGUCCUGGUGACUCAGGUGCUCAGAUGGAGAGCAGAGCGCAGAGCCUUAUCCAGCUAUGAAGAUGCUCUUGCUGAAGCAGUGUAUGAGGAGCUCGAUUACCUUGUGUCAUGGAAGGAGGGUCUUCUGGAUAGCCCAGGCGUCCUGUCAGAUGGUGAGGACCACGAUGACACCAGAUCUGCUCCAGAAGCCCCAGAUCAGAGGACUGAUGCUCCUGGUGAGGGUUAUGAUGAUGCUGAAGAGGUACCAGUGCCUGGGGCUCCUCCUGCCUCUCAGGUGAGCGAAGAGGAAGUGCUCCCAGUGAAGGAACAUGGGAUGAGGUCUCAAACAGGCUCUUCUCUGUUCAUCUUUGGAGAGGAAGCUGAUCCUGGGGAAGGAGAAGAGAGCCCGUGGCUGAUCCAGGGGAACAAAGGGGACCCUGGGUAUGAUGACGUUGAACUCGGUACCCCAGGAACAUCCACAGUGACUUUCCCAUGACCUUGUAUUAAAUAUGCGAUGAAGCCUCAGAUAUUCUAAUUGCCUGUAUUUCAAUAGAGUAAGGCUGACCUGUAAUUGUGUUAUAUGGAAAUUGUUCAAAAUGAAGUAUUCUGAAUAAAGUAACUUUUUGCUGUGUUGCUAAUUUA
This is a messenger RNA of Cervus elaphus (red deer), 9098 nucleotides long. RefSeq lists its product as uncharacterized. Lineage: Eukaryota; Metazoa; Chordata; Mammalia; Artiodactyla; Cervidae. Gene Ontology annotation, cellular component: membrane. The record is from RefSeq and is a predicted model, not a curated record.